CGGAGUUUCCACGGUGCAUUGGGAAAGGGAUGGAUGCAAUGUUCCAAUGCUUCAAGCUUUGAGGCGAUCAGCUACUGGAGCUAUCCGGUUGCCCUUGACAGUCUCAUAUAUUUUCUCUGUGCCACAUUGAAGCAUCAUUACCAUCCACAGCAAUAGCUCUAUCAAUAACAACUACUGUACUCUUCUUGCAGCAAGUCAGUUUUCCGCCAUGACAAUGAUCGCCCCAUCUCCGCUGCAGAAUGUCGGCAAAGCUUCUGCUGGCUUUAAUUGUCUUGCAUCGACGUUGGAGUCUCUGGUAAUUGAAUGUGCCAUGGAAGAGGCUCGGUCCAAGGAACUUGGAAGCACUACUACUGCUGCUACAAGCAAUCCCUACGAAAUGAAUGUUCAGGAUUAUGAACAGGUCCAACAACUGCCCGGCAAUGACGUGUGUGCCGACUGCGGCAGCCACGAUACCGAAUGGGCGUCGGUCACCUACGGCAUUUUGAUCUGCACGAGCUGCAGCGGUCAGCAUCGAUCCUUGGGGACGCACAUUAGUCGAGUUCGAUCAGUCAAGAUGGAUUCCUGGUCGGAACCACACGUCCAACGCAUGAAGGCAGGAGGCAAUGGAGUGUGGAACGACUAUCUCGCCACCGAAGCUACUGCCGCCACUAGCAUUCGAGAAAAGUACGAUUCUCCAGUGGCCAGAAAGUACCAAACAGUCCUUCAAGCUAGGAUGGAACAAGCUGAGGAGGAAGUAGGCAGUGGACGCCGAACGAGCCGUAGUAGCCGUAUCAGCAGCGGCAGCAUCCGACGCUCCAUCAGCCCUGUUCCACUUGGAUCAUUGCUUUCACGCCAAUCCUCGGUCUCUGCGACACCCACCAUCACCUACCUGGGACGUAGCUUUCCUGCUUCCUCGAUCAAGUGCAGUGGCGCCAUGGUUCCUCUCAGCCGGAAUAGCAGCAUUGGUUCCAACAGCUCCUUUUCGUCAUUGGACCGGUCCAGACAAAGCAUGAGCCUUGGCAGCAGCAGCCACAACAACAAUCCCAUUAUGCAACCACUGAUGCAAGCAUUGGAGCAGGCCAAUAAUUUGUUUCAACAACAACCGCAACCGAACAUUGUCGAGCGGUACACCAAUCACCCCGUCUCCAACUUGUUCUUUAGUCGAGAAGACAUUCUGGAGAUUACAUCGGAUAAGGAAGAGUUUGAACGACUCAAGCGAUCCCUCAGACACAAUGGAGCUGUCACCAAUCAAGUCGUCAAGCAGCGCAUGUUUGCUUUUGUUGCCAACCGAAGAAAGAGAAAAGAGCAACAGAAAAAGGCUUGAGGAUGCCCUUUUGCCUGUAUGAUUCACUAUAUAUAUAUUUGCAUCUAUUCGUUUCAUACGCCACAGAAAAGAAUACUGAUUGGAAGCCAAAUCAGAAAAUGAUCUAAUGCAUUCACCGAUUUAUUGAUUACAUCUAUAGAGAAAACGGGGUAGCUACUCGAUAGAUCUACGAAUGUUGGCUUACCUAGAAAUAGGCGCAAUCCAAGUUCCUCCUCC
This is a messenger RNA of Seminavis robusta, 1519 nucleotides long. The record is from the annotation of a GenBank genome assembly. NCBI's taxonomy places the organism in Eukaryota, Bacillariophyta, Bacillariophyceae, Naviculales, Naviculaceae.